AUGGCGAGAACAAACCUCGGCCAACGCUUUCUCAUCGAGCUCAACGGCCAGUUCGUUAGUGCGUUAUCUGAUACCGAGACCGCCAAUCUCGCAGCCAAUAGUGAGGAAAAGUACCCCGUUAGCAUGGGAGACCGCGAGCAAGCUGCGAUAUUUACGCUGCAGAAUGGGAUCUUGCUCUGUAACAACGGUGUGACUUUACUCGUUCUAGGCCGGUGGAUGCAAGAGGAAUCGACCACGUUCGACCCUCUGCCUAUGUACUGGGCGAGUCAAUUCGACAAGGUGAAGUCGAUUCAGUACACGGGAGAGGGCGAGGAAGUGCAGCUUGAGUCUUUUGACUUUCAACUCGGUGCACUGCUUGACGAUGAUGGUGAGACAAGGUUGUAUGCGUGUCAUCCAAGUAUGGAUAUCGGUAAGCAACGCAUUCUUUGA
Molecule: messenger RNA, 429 nt
Organism: Alternaria arbusti
Lineage: Eukaryota; Fungi; Ascomycota; Dothideomycetes; Pleosporales; Pleosporaceae
Exons: 2
Coding region: 1-429 (142 amino acids)
Source: RefSeq, a predicted model, not a curated record